Messenger RNA from Gamsiella multidivaricata, 771 nucleotides. RefSeq lists its product as uncharacterized. The record is from RefSeq and is a predicted model, not a curated record. The coding region runs from base 62 to 520 and encodes 152 amino acids. Lineage: Eukaryota; Fungi; Mortierellomycota; Mortierellomycetes; Mortierellales; Mortierellaceae. The transcript has a single exon.
GUCGCGUUCUUUAUUAUAAUCAUGCUGGUAUAUUUGCAAUCGCUAUGCGGUAUGAAGACCCAUGGACAUACCUACCUCGACCUCCACUGGUGCAAUUACCAUUCAGAUAAAAGUCGGCCCUGUAGCCCUGCAAAACUUCAUAGCUUGGAUGGAGCAAACUUGGACGAUUGAAAAGAGAGCGCCGGUAGAUCGAGUGCCUGCGUAUGCCUUGUUUCUUAUUCUUUUACUCGUCGUAGUUAUCAUGGCAUUGGAUAUUGUUCUUUUGACGCCUUUUGUUUCUUCGCUUUCUUUCCUUUCUUGUCUUUCUUCAUCUUCCAUUCUUUUGUUAUUGUUAUUGUUAUUGUUAUUGUUAUUUUUUUUGUUUUUGUUUUUGUUUUUGUUUUUGUUUUUGUUGUUGUUCUUUAAUAUUUUUUUUUGUUCAUUUCACUCCACGACCUCUUAUUCUUAUUCUUAUUCUUAUUCUUAUUAUCCUAUUUUAUCCGCACGCCCAUCCUGUUUAUUGUCCUUCAGCAAGUAUUAAUAGAUGCACCACGGAGCCCUCCUGUUAAAGGCCAAGAGAUAAAGAAGCAAUCGCAAAGUAUGAAAGAAAAAAAUACACAUGAAAGUCGGCGGCCACAUGAGGUCCAUGUCCGUAAUCCAGUAAGCUGUUCCUAAUGUAAACAUCCCCUUACGUCCCGCAAUUGCACCCUGUCCAUCCUUGAAAAAAAAAGCCCCUCAAUCUUUCGCCCUACGAUAACGACUAUUGCCAGUUGGGAUGGUCCUGCCUCCUGC